Talaromyces proteolyticus is the source of this 975-nucleotide messenger RNA. RefSeq lists its product as uncharacterized. Gene Ontology annotation, molecular function: oxidoreductase activity. The record is from RefSeq and is a predicted model, not a curated record. The transcript is spliced from 4 exons. Lineage: Eukaryota; Fungi; Ascomycota; Eurotiomycetes; Eurotiales; Trichocomaceae. Bases 1 to 975 code for a protein of 324 amino acids.
AUGCCUGUCUCAAACUACAUCAGCAAAGUUGCUGUUGUCGGGGCAGGUGGUAAUAGUGGCAAGUUCAUGGCCGAGGCCUUGCUAGGGACCGGAAAGCACAUAAUCACGGCAAUUACAAGGGUGGAUAGUGAUAGCAAGCUACCAGACGGGGUAAUCGUUAAAAGGGUUGAUUACGAUCAGCCCGACACGCUCGUCGAGGCACUCAAGGGCCAGGACGCUCUAGUAAUUACCUUAAGUGGCUUCACCCCCAAGGAGACCGAGAAGCGGCUUAUCGAAGCUGCUGGUGAGGCAAAUGUGAAAUGGAUACUGCCGAAUGAAUGGUGUCCGGAUACAGAAAAUGAGGCAUUAGUUAACGAUGUAUCGGUCUUUCAGCCAAAGCCUGCAACGCGAAGAAUAAUCGAAGCAAUUGGGAAGAGCUCCUAUAUCUGCGUUUCCACGGGAUUCUGGUAUGAAUGGAGCUUGGCAAUCGCUCCUGCAUUCGGAUUCAAUUUCUCGGAUCGAUCAGUUACUCUCUUUGACGAGGGCAAGACAAAAAUUUCUAUCUCGACAUGGCCUCAGGUCGGCCGUGCCGUUGCGGCCCUUCUUAGCCUCCCAAUCCAAGCCGUAGACCAAACUCAACAAGGUUGUCUGGAAAAUCUGAAAAAUAAAGUUGUUUAUAUCAAUUCAUUCACAAUCAGUCAAAUGGAUAUGCUUGAGUCGGUCCUACGGGUCACUGAUACUAAAAUGGAGGACUGGACUAUUACGAAGGAGCCAUCCCAAGAGCGAUACAGCACCGGCCUUGAUGAGAUACAGGAGGGUAAGCGUAUUGGAUUUGCUAAGAUGAUGUAUACUCGAGUUUUCUUUCCCGAUGGUUGCGGAGAUUUCGAGCAUAAUAAAGGGACCAUUAAUAGUUUGCUCGACCUACCUGGAGAAGAUAUUGAUGCGGCGACUCGGAUUGCAAUUGAUAGAUCCAAGGCUCCGAGCUGGGCUCACUAA